AAUGGAGCGGGUUCUUCACCAAACAAUGUCCUAGAUGUUCUGACACAGUAUCGAGGCCUUUCAUGGAGUGUUGGUGGAAAUGAAAACAUAAGCACAGUCACAACAUUAGCAAAUAUUCUUCGUGAGUUCAAUCCUUCUCUGUUAGGCUAUUCCAGUGGCAAAGGAAGCCAGAGCACAUCUAAUGCCUACCUGAACCAGGCUGUGGCAGGAGCCCGUGCAGAAGGCCUCCCAUCUCAAGCUAGAAAGCUAAUAGACUUGAUGAAGACUGAUUCUAAAAUAAAUUUCCAAGAAGACUGGAAACUUGUAACACUUUUCAUAGGAGGGAAUGACUUGUGUGACCAUUGCAAAGAUCCUGUACUUUAUUCCCCUGAAAAUUUUGUAAGCAAUAUACAGGCUGCUUUGGACAUACUCCAUAAAGAGGUCCCUCGUACAUUUGUGAACCUGGUCUCCAUCCUUCACAUAACAACUUUGAGGAAAUUGUAUCAAGACAAGAGAGUUUACUGCCCGAGACUCCUCAUGAGAUCUCUGUGUACCUGUGUUUUGAACCCCAGUGAUAACUCUACUGAAAUUGAGAUGCUGGAGUUGUUUAACAAAAGAUAUCAGGAGGGAAUUCAUGGCUUAGUUGAGAGUGGAAGAUAUGACACGAGGGAAGAUUUCACAGUGGUUGUGCAACCGUUUUUUGAAGAAGUGAGAAUGCCUGAGACGCCGGAAGGGUUGCCCGAUUCCUCCUAUUUUGCCCCAGACUGCUUCCACUUCAGCCAGAAGGGUCAUUCCCAAGGUGCUCGGGCUCUGUGGAAUAACAUGCUGGAACCCCUUGGGGAGAAGUCAAAACUGCAAGUGCUUGAAAUGGUGAUAACCCUCAAAUGUCCAGAUCAGGCCCAGCCAUACUUAAUGACAUACCGAAACAGCAACUAUACCUACACCAGUGAGACCACUGCAGAUUAUGGAAGCCAGAUGCUGUGUGAGGAUAGAGCUCCUUCCAUCAACUUCCCUACUUCAGUGCAUAGCUUGAAACCAGCUGACGUGCAAGUAAUUGCUGCCCUGGGGGAUUCCUUGACUGCUGGUAAUGGCAUUGGAUCAAAACCAAAUGACCUGAUGGAUAUGAAUACGCAGUAUUGGGGGCUGGCUUGGAGCAUUGGAGGAGAUGCUUCAUUAAGGAAUGUAACAACUUUGCCCAACAUCCUCCGUGAGUUCAGUGCUAACCUCACGGGAUAUUCGACUGGCACAGGAGACUUAAGAAAGCCAAGUGCCUUUCUCAACCAAGCAGUUCCAAGAGCACCAGCUGAGAAAUUACCAGACCAAGUAAAGCACCUUGUGAAAUUAAUGAAAAACGACUCGAGAAUCAAUUUUGACACAGACUGGAAGGUCAUAACUGUAUUCAUUGGAGUCCAUGAUCUGUGCAACUAUUGCAAAGACAUGGAUCACUAUUCAGCUGUAAACUUUUCAAGCCGUGUUCAAAAAGCACUUGACCUUCUUCAUGCAGAGGUGCCUAAAGCUUUGGUGAAUCUGGUGAAUGCAAUGGACCUUCUUCCUCUGAGACAACUGUUUCUGGAUAGCAGAUUGCCCUGCCCUGCCCAUCUAGCAGUAGAGAAUUGUGAGUGUGUUCUCACCGUUCAAGAAGGCUCACCAGAACUGGUGAGGAUGAAGGAAGCAGUCCAAACCUAUCAGAGCAGUCUGCAAAGUCUAGUGCAGACUGGCAAGUAUGACACCCAAGAAGAUUUUACAGUAGUACUGCAGCCUUUCCUCCAAAGCAUCGUACUUCCUCUUCUACAGGAUGGGCGUCCAGACAUCUCAUUCUUUGCACCUGAUUGUUUUCAUCUCAGUCAAAAGUCGCAUUCCCAGCUUUCUCGGGCCCUCUGGAAAAAUAUGCUUCAACCUUUAGGGAAGAAAUCCAUUUCCUUCAACUUUACAGAUAAUGUGACCCUGAGCUGUCCAACUCUGCAACAACCAUUCCUGGGAACCUACAAGAACAGCAAUGGUACACAUUCGCCUCUGGAGCCCACACAGAAACCAAGCCAGAGCUGGGGUAGUGAUCUGUCAUGCCCUGGACAGGCUGCAUCCCAAAAAGCCCCAACAUCAGUCCACAGGCUACAACCUUCUGACAUCAAAGUGAUAGCUGCCCUCGGUGAUUCUUUGACGGCUGCUGUAGGAGCCAAAUCAACUGGUUUGGAUGAUGUAACCACAGCUUGGAGAGGGCUUUCUUGGAGUGCUGGAGGUGAUGAAACCUUGGAGACUCACACAACCUUAUCUAAUAUUUUGAAAAUGUUCAAUCCAAACCUCUCUGGCUUCUCUACUGGCACCCAGAAUGAAGCGGCCGGAUUCAACGUAGCAGUAGGAGGAGCCACCGCACAGAAUCUUCCAGCCCAAGCAAGAGAAUUGCUAGCACGAAUGAAAAACAGCCCAAGCAUCAACUAUAAGGAGGACUGGAAGCUAGUCACCAUUUUCAUUGGAGGCAAUGACCUUUGUAACUAUUGCUUAGACAAGGAGACCUAUUCAGUGGACAAAUAUGUAGAACACCUCCAGGACACCCUUGAUAUCCUUUACAAGGAGCUCCCUCGGGCUUUUGUCAACAUGGUGGAGAUAAUGGAACUCGCUGGACUGCGUCAGAUUGAAAGGGAAGCAUCCGGAUGUGUUCUUUCAGGGGCGAGCCUUUGCCCGUGUUUUCUAAACCCCCAGGAAAACUCCCCUGAACUACAGGAAAUGAAAAGAAUUAACAGAGAUUUUCAGGAGAGAAGCGCAAGGAUGGUCAACUGCGGUCGCUAUGCAGAGCGGGAGGAUUUUGCCGUCGUUGUGCAGCCGUUUUUCCGAAACACCAUCAUGCCACUAGACAGUGAUGGGAAGCCAGACCUGAGUUUCUUUGCAGUGGAUUGCUUUCAUUUCUCGGAGAGAGGCCAUGCAGAGAUGGCCAUAGCACUCUGGAAUAAUAUGCUGGAGCCAGUUGGUCAUAAACAGUCAUACAAUAACUUCACAUAUGAAAGGCUGAAACUCAAGUGCCCAACCUCGGAAAAUCCCUUUAUUUUCACCUCAAGCAACAGCAAAGCGCAGAGUUCAGAGAUCGAUGCAGAGAACAAUGGAGGCAAGGUGCCCUACUGGGCUGCGAUUGUGGCAGCAACAGCUGGAAUCUUGGCAGGAUCCCUCAUUGCCUGGCUGAUCACCACUCAGAGAGCCAGCAAACGCCCAUGUUCAGGAAACACAGUGACUGGAGAGAAAGUAACAACAUUUUGAAUUUGCACCUGCACCAAGGAGAUCUAACACAACAUCUACCUCCAGUAACAUGAGGAAAGCAGUAUGGGAGCUUAGCAGCAGCUUUUCACAUACUAUUUUUAAACCAAAAAAAUUUCCAUCUAAAAGUGGGAGAAGAAAUACCGGCUCAGACAUCAUGGUAACUGUUUGCAGACCAGGGCUUAGAAGAUGAGAUACAUAGGGAGAGCUUAUUAAAGCAAAUGCAUCCCAAAUAUAUCAGCCUUCCCUGAUUUUAAAUAGGAUAUUUGUUAUUGUAAUGGAAACGCCAAGAUAAAGAAUGCUUCUAUACGGUGCAUUUUGCAUUCCCACUGAAGAUUCAUCCGCAAAUGUCAGGUUUGCUCUCUUAAUCCUGGCCUCUUAAAUGGCAUCUGGGAGCAUUUAGUGAAUACAAUAAUCAACAGUGUUACAAAUGAAGAGCUAUCAAUUCUAGAGCUGCCAUCCUGGCUGAAGAGUGAGCCAAAUAAAAGCCUUUCAAGAAGCCAA
This is a messenger RNA of Zootoca vivipara (common lizard), 3726 nucleotides long. It is a transcript of the gene PLB1, whose product is annotated as phospholipase B1. Gene Ontology annotation, biological process: phospholipid metabolic process. The record is from RefSeq and is a predicted model, not a curated record. Gene Ontology annotation, cellular component: brush border membrane. Gene Ontology annotation, molecular function: phosphatidylcholine lysophospholipase A1 activity; retinyl-palmitate esterase activity; A2-type glycerophospholipase activity. Lineage: Eukaryota; Metazoa; Chordata; Lepidosauria; Squamata; Lacertidae.